UUCGAGGAGGUCUGCAGGGAUCGGCUCUUGGUGGUGGUGGGAGUCGUCAGGGUGGUUGGAGCCGUCGGAAUGUGACCUACGAUUUGCGCCCAUAAAUGCAGCCCCACGAUCCGUCCCGCGAGCGGCCAUCAAUGGCGGUGGGUGCCGGAAUAGUCGACAUGGAGUCUGUUCUCCCUCGUCGCUGGUUGAACCGAGCGCAGACGCCAGCGAGGGUGGCGGUCUUGGCAGGCUCCUCGUCGUGGGGCUCGUCCGCCGAGGCUAACAAUAUCUUCGUGUGGCGAGGGAAAUCCAAUGGACGGUCUGACGAUGACCGGCGGGGAUGCCGCCAAGGCAUGGAUGGGGACUUACCACUCGUACAGGCGAAUAACACGAGCAUCGGACGCCCAGCCAAGCUGGAUGGACUAAGGCGUUCAUCGUGCCCGCGAAGGAAUGAGGAGACGAAGGCAGAGGUGAAGCCAGAAGCGCCUGGAAGGGAGUGCACGAAAAGUUCACUACUGCCCGAGGCAGAAAGGCAGCAACAGGCUGCGCCUAUUCUCAUCUCGUCGCGCACCAACAGCAUCCAGCGUUCUUCUGCCGACCUCUCCAAGGGAAUUGGCAUCCAUUCAUUUAGAUCAUCGGGGUGCACAGGGCACGGACACGCCGCCCUUCCACGCCUACGCAGCGACCCCUCCUUCGCCUGGCCUCCGUCGUGGCACAAGCGUUUCGCCUGUCUCGCCACUGUCGCCGCCUACUGCACCUUUCGGCCAACAUCUCAUCGCAGGUGGUCUCCAUCUUUUUCAGCCACCCCGUCGUGCAGCUUCAAGUGUGCCAUCUCCGCAGCGACAGAAGACCCAAUACCCUCCUCAGGAAUCUCUGUAGCAUGUUUGUAUGGGGCUUCGACCUCGUCGAUAAACCCUUGAAUAGACCACUUUCCAGCCAGCAUCUCAUCGUAUGUGAUCUCCGUCUUUUUCAGCCGCUCGUCGUGCAGCUUCAAGUGCUC
Microdochium trichocladiopsis is the source of this 979-nucleotide messenger RNA. RefSeq lists its product as uncharacterized. Bases 96 to 899 code for a protein of 267 amino acids. Lineage: Eukaryota; Fungi; Ascomycota; Sordariomycetes; Xylariales; Microdochiaceae. The transcript has a single exon. The record is from RefSeq and is a predicted model, not a curated record.